AGCAGGGGGCGGAACUCGUGCGGGACAGCCAUGGACGCAAGCGCACAAGCAUGUCGUCGUCGUGUUGUGCCUCCCUCACCUCGGCCCAGCGCCUCAAGUCAAGUGCCUCCCAUUUCCAACUACUUUACCGCGCCUUCGCUCGCCUCCUCUCCGCGCUCGCGCCUCUUCCCCCCCACCACGCCGCACCGCGCUGGCAUUUCCCCUCCGCCGCUCUCGCGCGUUGUUGCCGUUGCCGACGACCCCGAGGUCCCCCCCGGCUCGCUGGCCAUGCCGCCCGUGACUCGCCGCGCUCCGCGCACCGGCCGCCGACCUUCCAUCGCUCUUGGCAUAGCGCGCCCCAACGCGCGCGUCACUGCCGCUGGGCGCGCGCUGCUCGUCGCCGUGCUCGCGUCCGCAGCAGUCGCGUGCUUGGCGGCACCGGCGGCGGUGGCGUCGUGGGGCGCGGCGUGCGUGAACGGGUUUCCGAAGCGCGCGCUGUGCCGCUUCGUGGACGACCUGGCGGCCACCCCGCUGGUGACGGUGGACGGCGCGACGGGCAGCGCCGUCACCAUCGGCGCGUUCCAGAAACGCAUCAAGUUCCACCGCGACCUGCCCGCGUCGAAGGUGUACGUGUACGGCGUGGACGAGCAGAGCGCCAGCUACCCCGGGCCCAUGAUCGUGGCCACCCGACACACGCCCACCACGGUGCGGUGGGAGAACCACCUGAGCGACCAGCAGCACAUGCUGGGCGUCGACUACUCGCUGCCCCACGUCGCCAGCCCCGCCAAAGGAGGCAUCCCCAUGUCCCCCCACCUGCACGGAGCGGAGACCCCCAGCGACUCGGACGGCCACCCGCAUGCGUGGUUCACGCAGCACGGCGACAGCGGCUCAGCCUUCGCCUCCUCCACCAGCACGUACCCCAACUCGCAGCCGCCCGCGCUACUGUGGUUCCACGAUCACGCCAUGGGGCUGACGCGCCUGAACGUGGCAGCGGGCCUGGCGGGGCUGUACCUCAUCAAGGACCCCGGCGGCGUGGAGCAGCCCAUGGCGGGGUGGCUGCCCUCAGGCGAGUUUGACGUGCCGCUCGUGCUGGCGGAUCGCAAGUUCAGGCGGGACGGCCGCGUGGUGUACAGCGGCAUGCGCAUGGGCAUGGGGGGCGGGGGAUUGAGCAUGAAGAUGGAAUACCUGGGGAAUGUGAACGUCGUCAAUGGCAAGGUGUGGCCGUUCCUGUCAGUGAAGCCUCGUCUGUACCGCCUGCGUCUGCUGGGCGCUGCCAAUGCGCGCGUGUACCGCCUGCACUUCCAGUGCGCUGCGCACAGCGACUACCCCCACCUGCUGCCGCCCCUGCACGGCCCCAAGCUCUCCAUGCUGCAGAUUGCCUCAGACGGGGGCUACCUAGCGGCGCCCGUGCGGCGGUCGUCAGUGCUGUUGGCCCCUGGGGAGCGCGCUGACGUGCUGUUGGACCUGUCCGCGCUGCCCUCGCCCGCGUGCCGCCACAUCCUGCUGCUCAACACCGCGCCCGCGCCCUUCCCCUCAGGGGCGGGCGGCAUGGGCGGCAUGAUGGGUGGCCCCAUGGGGCGCGUGGCGCGUGGCGCGGGCAAGGUGGUGGGCAGAGUAGGGAGGGCUGUGGGGAGGCUGGUGCGGCGCAAGAAGGCGCUGGGGGUGAGGAAGGCGGUGAUGGUGGUGAUGCUGCUCACCGUGGCACAGGAGGCCGCUGUGGCCGCACCUGCUGUGCCGGCCGUACUGCAGGCGCUGCCCGCCAUUGAUCUCUCGGAGGUCUCUCAAGUGCGCUACCUCACCAUCUCGGGCAUGAUGGGCGGCAUGGGGGGAGGGAUGGGCGGCAUGGGGGGAAGGGGGAGGGGAAUGGGAGAGUUGUGGGGCAGGCGGGAGGGUGUGGGGAGCAACCUGUCUGCUGCCGCUCAUCAAGUGUGGAGCAGCUUCAGGGGGCGCAUGGGAAUGGGCAUGGGGGGUGGCGGGAUGGGGGGGAUGAUGCGAUUCUCCAUAGACGGCAAGGGCUUCAUGGAUGCAGCCACAGAGGUGGGUGCGGUGGGGGCGGCGGAGGUGUGGCAUAUAGUGAACACGGGCACGCACGCCCACCCCAUCCACAUCCACCUCGUGCAACACCGCCCCCUCUCCCGCCGCCCCUUCAACUCCGCUGCCUUCCUCAAGGGCACCUGCGCUCUCAGCGGCAGUAGCAAGCGCAGCUGCUACACAGGGAAUGCGGAGGCGGUAGGCCCGUGGGAGAGCGGAUGGAAGGACACGACCCUAGCGCUACCUGGUCAGGUGCUGCGGCUGUUUGUGAAGUUUACGGCUCAGGAUGGGUCGGCAUUCCCGUUUGAUGCGACAGCAGGGGCGGGGUACGUGUGGCACUGCCACAUGCUGGAGCACGAGGAGAACGACAUGAUGCGCCCACUGCUGCUCACUGCAUGAACACCUUGCUGCUGCCCUCAUUAUCACUGCUUAGGCCAAUGUGUAGUGUUGAGUUGAGAUGAGCAGUACCGUAGUUGUAACCCGCUGCAGAAGGCACCCCUUACAGUUGGAAAACCCCCUGGUGCACUGGGGAAGGGUGUACUUGUUACUGUAUGCACCUUACAUAAGCUAAGCCCUCCUUGUAGUACCGUAAUCUCCCGGCAAUAGGACCCUAGGUCUUGCAACAUAUUCAAGAAAAAUCGUCUGGGUGGACAUCAAAAUGGAAGGUGAUUUUUAAGCCCCA
This is a messenger RNA of Closterium sp. NIES-67, 2692 nucleotides long. The record is from the annotation of a GenBank genome assembly. Lineage: Eukaryota; Viridiplantae; Streptophyta; Zygnematophyceae; Desmidiales; Closteriaceae.